Dreissena polymorpha is the source of this 637-nucleotide messenger RNA. Its product is annotated as neurogenic locus notch homolog protein 1-like. The transcript is spliced from 8 exons. NCBI's taxonomy places the organism in Eukaryota, Metazoa, Mollusca, Bivalvia, Myida, Dreissenidae. The coding region runs from base 59 to 637 and encodes 192 amino acids. The record is from RefSeq and is a predicted model, not a curated record.
UGGUGAUGUCUGUCUUGCCUGUACAGAUUCACCUGUUACUCGAGAAUGUCUUUACACAAUGACAUGUGAAUCACACGAGAGUUGCUAUGCUGACGCAUUUGAGAAUCCAAAUGGUGACAUCGUUUUCAAUUUGGGCUGUCGGGAUAGACAACUCUGUGGCUCUUUCGGCAAACGCGAAGUGGUAACCCGAUCCAACGGUAAUACGCAGCUGUGCGCUCAGUGUUGCUUUGGAAACCUUUGCAACGCUGCCCUCUGUGGACAAACUGGACUGCCCUCUGUUGGCCCCGUGUGUUUUAAGUGUGAUCAGGCCAACACACCGAGCUCGUGCAACACGAUAGCGCUAUGUGGAAGGGAUGACGUAUGCCACGUAGAGAAAACCAUUGGUUCGCUAACCCACGCUACGCUAUACAAGUCAGGAUGUCUACACAAAACCAAUUGUGAUAGACACGCUCAAAGCCUAAGUUUGAUUGGAAGGAAGCGAUAUGACAACACAGUUAUGUCAGACCAAGGCCCAUGCACAGGAAGCCCGUGUAUCCAUGGCAGAUGUUUUGAAAGCAGCACCGACUACGCUUGUCAGUGUGAGAAUGGCUGGCAGGGGAAGAACUGUGAUCAAAACAGCAAACUGCAGACUACAUGA